UUUUCUAUCACAACAGCUUAGCAGAGAAGUCUGGUACUCGUACUCAUUUGAUGAUGAGUGCCAUUGCAGUCCAGUCUGUGAAAAUGGUGACAGCUAACAUGUUGCUGAGUGUCUUCUUUGUUUCAGGUGCUCUGGCUUGUUACAGUCCAUCCCUACACAUUACUGCACCAAAGAACAUGGAAGCACUGAAUGGAUCUUGUCUGCUAAUCCCAUGUAACUUUAGUGCUAAAUCAGACACAGAAUUCAACAAUGCAAGAACAACCUUCGGAGUGUGGUUUAGAAAAAAUGUGAUUUUCAACAGUAGCAUGGUGAAUAAUAGCUAUCCAAUGAAUAUUACUGGAGACCUGAGUCAGAAAAACUGCACCACUUUAUUUUCCCGUUUAAUCACAAGUUACACAGACACAUACUACUUCAGGAUUGAGAACAGGCCAUUUCUGGCAACAGCUGUUUAUGAUCCUCUUCAAAUAACAGUUAAAGAUUUCCCCCCGAGCCCCAGAAUUGAGAUCUCAGGUGAUCUGAAGGAGAAGGAGUCUGUCGCUAUAAGCUGCUCAGCUUCCACUCCCUGUCCACACUCCCCUCCUAAACUCACCUGGAAUCUCCAACAAGACCCUCCCAACAACAUAGAGGAGAACACAGAUCAGACCUUCACAACUAAAAUCCAGAAGACCAUCACUCUGUCAGACACACAUGAUGGAUUCACCAUCAGCUUUUCUUCCACAUAUCCUGUGAAUGAAGGAAGAGAAGUCAAGACAGUAGAGGAGAGAAAGACUCUCAAUGUUUCAUAUGCUCCCAAGAACACCUCAGUGUCCAUCAGUCCAUCAGGUUUGGUGUCAGCAGGUAGCUGGGUGAACCUGACCUGCUCCAGCAGAGCCAAGCCUCCCGCCAGCUUCAGCUGGUUCAAGAACAGCAAAGAUGGAGCCAUCAGUGUAGCUGAAGGAGACUUUUACAGCGUCAAAGUGACCAGUGUGACAGAUAUAGAAGAUUAUUACUGUGUGGCCACAAAUUAUCUCGGUAAUCAACAACAUUACGGAUGA
Molecule: messenger RNA, 1034 nt
Organism: Perca fluviatilis (European perch)
Lineage: Eukaryota; Metazoa; Chordata; Actinopteri; Perciformes; Percidae
Product: vascular cell adhesion protein 1-like
Exons: 5
Coding region: 51-1034 (327 amino acids)
Source: RefSeq, a predicted model, not a curated record